Akanthomyces muscarius is the source of this 603-nucleotide messenger RNA. RefSeq lists its product as uncharacterized. NCBI's taxonomy places the organism in Eukaryota, Fungi, Ascomycota, Sordariomycetes, Hypocreales, Cordycipitaceae. The record is from RefSeq and is a predicted model, not a curated record. The coding region runs from base 1 to 603 and encodes 200 amino acids. The transcript has 2 exons.
AUGAUUGGGCAACGGAUAGCUGCGCGCGCGGCGGCGGCGACAACACAACGGACCACGCCGCCCAUCUGCAGAGUCCUCGCCGCUGAGCGCACAACCUGCCCACGCAGGUACAGCACCGCUUACCCGACCGUCACGGACAGCGGCUUCUGGAAGUCGCUGAUCCCGAAGCCGCUGCGGCGGGAAAACCGGGCGCGGAAGAAGGGCAAGUCGCGGGAGUGGAACCCGGCGACGUACUUCAUCGUCAUGUUCCUGUUUGUCGGGUCCAUGUCGAUCCAGAUGAUUGCGCUGCGCAACCAGACGAGCCGGUACAUGCGGCAGGCGAGCGUGCGGCUGCAGCUUCUGCGCGAGGUGGUGGAGCGCAUCCAGAACGGCGAGGAUGUCGACGUGGAAAAGAUGCUGGGAACGGGCGAGCCGCAAAAGGAAGCGGACUGGGAAGAGGUCCUGCAAGCGAUUGAGAAAGAAGAAGCGAUGAAGAAAUCAACAUCAAAGGACGCUGCGAAACCCAAGAGCGAACCUGCGCCACCGACGACAGAAGCCGCCGCCACGCCACAGAGUUCAGAACAGACAUCAACAAAGAGCACGGGUUUUGGUAGCUUCUUUUAG